GUUCAGCCCGCGGUCUUCGUCGGUCGCUCGAUUCGUCCAAUGGCCUACUUGCGACCACCUUUGUCGCAAAAGCGUCGAAUCUUGACUGAAUAAUUGAAGAAAAAAAACAAAAAUAAGGAUCACCCUGAUUCGAUGUAACUAUUAACAAGAAUUCGGUGAAAACACUCGCCAAGUGACGAAACUGAAGUGUUCCUCGCUUUGUGUAUCGUCGAUAACUAUGCAAUCUAACAUUAAAGUCACGGACGGGCGAAUUUAGGGUCGUCGAGAGUCGGCGAGGAGCUAACAAAGAUGAAAGGAGCGUAGCUAGCAUGAUUUUCCCCGCCUCCAGAGGGAUCACACUUUUCUUCCUGAUCCUCCAGGGUAUCGACACCGUCACCGUCGUGGAUCAUCAUCCCGACGACGAGUACAUCCUGGAGCACGAAGUCCUUUACGAAGAUGCCAUCGCCGAGGCGAAAAGGCUCAAACUUUAUCCAGGGCCGAUUCCUGGAUGUAAGGCGUGCACCGGAUCCGAGAUGGCCUACUGCAAGGAUGACAGUGUUCUUAACGACCAUUGUUGCUGCGACGGAGGAUACAACGAGGUCUUUCCGUUCGUGCAACACACGUGCCGUGUGGGACCGGAAGCUUGUAAAGUCCUGGCUGGAGAUUGCGCAGAAUACACGAGACUGCGGGAGUGCUGCUGCCAUGCGUACCUGGGAUCUGUCUGGAAGUACCUCGCCAGCGAUGCAUCGAUCAACAGGAUAAAUCCGUUGAUCAUUCUGCCGAUCUUAGUGGUGCUUAGGCUGAUUAAGAGGGUUCCCUAAUGGUCUCAAGUGUGCACCAAAUAUUUUGUAUAGUUCAAGCGUAAUAAAUUAUUUUUUCAAACCGA
Messenger RNA from Orussus abietinus, 865 nucleotides. RefSeq lists its product as uncharacterized. The record is from RefSeq and is a predicted model, not a curated record. Lineage: Eukaryota; Metazoa; Arthropoda; Insecta; Hymenoptera; Orussidae. The transcript is spliced from 5 exons. The coding region runs from base 309 to 800 and encodes 163 amino acids.